AUCUGGGGAGGCAAAUAACCGAAAACAAUAUAAAGGUUUGCAGCUUCAAGCUAAAACGCUGGUUGCCAUAUCGACCGGACAGCUGUCAACAUUCGUUGGACUUCUAAGAUAUGCUCUUACUUGAUUUGAAAUAGGAAAGGACAAAAUGGAUAAAGACCACUUGGUUGUUUUAGUUAUGCUUUUGUGUAUGUAUUUUGGAACUGUGGCGGCGUGUGGUAACAGAAAAAAGUGCAAUCCUGCAGAUAAAAAGCCAUGUCGCGACUGUUUCUUUUGCAAGAAAAACAAGAAAGAAAAACACGUAUGUUUUAAAGUGAGAGAACAGACUGUUGUAACUAUAGAUGAUUUGAAAGCUAUUAUACGGAACUUCGAGUCAUAUACUUUAACAAUGACUGAUGUGAACCCUAAACCGAAAGUGUUUGACCCGACAAUUGGAUAUGGAUUCAGCCUAAAAAGAGGAGAUGCAAAGGCAACAUUUAAUAAAGUUCUCCCUGGAGUAAACUUUGAUAAAGUUCUCAGUGGAAAGAAAGCGAUUACCUGGGAGCAAGCCAAAAAGCUAUUUCAUCAUGAUAUUGACAACAUCUACAUCCCACGGGCAGAAAGAAAAAUCGGGAAGAAGUUGUUCGGAGGUUUAACGAUGAAUGUAAAGACUGCAAUCGUCAAUGCAUUUUACAGGGGCGAUAUUGGUCCCAAAACCAUUGCAUUGAUCAAGCAGGAAAAAUGGGCUGAGGCAGCUGUUGAAUAUUUGAAUCAUAACGGAUAUAAAAAUGCUAAAAAGAACGGAAUGAGUGGUAUAAUACCUAGAAUGAAAUGUAAUGCAGAACAGUUCAAGAAGGUAAAUAAGCCUCCUCCUCCAAAGAAAAAAUGCAAAGAGGAGUAAUUGUUUCAGGUAGAAUAUAAUAAAAAAAGUAUUUUGUUUCUAUUAAUAUUUCUAUUACUUUUCUGGUAUCAGAAAUAUUUAGUCAAAGACCCGCAAUUACAUGACUUCUAUAUACAUACCUGAUGUUAGUUUUUUAUUUAUAACUAUAUAUAAUUUGUUUCCCCGA
Messenger RNA from Mercenaria mercenaria, 1043 nucleotides. RefSeq lists its product as uncharacterized. Gene Ontology annotation, molecular function: lysozyme activity. NCBI's taxonomy places the organism in Eukaryota, Metazoa, Mollusca, Bivalvia, Venerida, Veneridae. The record is from RefSeq and is a predicted model, not a curated record. The coding region runs from base 146 to 877 and encodes 243 amino acids. The transcript is spliced from 7 exons.